Messenger RNA from Salvelinus namaycush (lake trout), 2506 nucleotides. It is a transcript of the gene poc5, whose product is annotated as POC5 centriolar protein homolog (Chlamydomonas). Gene Ontology annotation, cellular component: centrosome. Lineage: Eukaryota; Metazoa; Chordata; Actinopteri; Salmoniformes; Salmonidae. The record is from RefSeq and is a predicted model, not a curated record. The coding region runs from base 97 to 1836 and encodes 579 amino acids. The transcript is spliced from 13 exons.
CACAAACCAAGCGAUUUGAAACUGUCAAGAUCAACAAGUUGAUAACACAAAACAAACGCAAGACGAAGGCAGUUCGAGAUACUCCAAAGCACCAAGAUGUCCUCAGAUGAAGGGGAUCCGAGCAGUCCAGUUCUGCCAGGGGACUCAGAUCAGGGCAGCUCUGUCUCCUCUGAGCUGCAGGAUGAAUAUGAAGAACUUCUCCGCUAUGCAGUGGUCACUCCUAAGUAUGACCCGCAGCCCGCCGCUCAACUGCAGCUUCUGAGUGCCUCACAACUGUCUGCGGAUGGACGGAGUUCCCGUGGAAAUGAUGACGCGAGGUCCCAUCGCUCAGCAGGCUCAGUUUCUGAAGCUGAAGAUGGGAGACGCUGUAGCAGGGGAGUGAGGUCAGCACGGGCCUCCCCUUUUAUAGUGGAGCCCAGGGCACACUCACACACCUUUGAGGGUAAUGAAGUGAUGGCUGGCAGGUCAUCUGUUGCCUCAGACGCUCACUCAGACAGACACUCAGACAGACUGCCGACGCCGUCUGAGAGCUCCAGACACGGCAGUCCAGACCCCCUGGUCACCGUGGUGACGGAGAUGUUUAUCUCUGAGGAGAACCUGAACACGAUGGAGAACAUCCUGGACACCUGGAGCGACAAGCUCAAGGCCAACGUGCUGAUGGAGCUGAGGAAGUGGAAGCUGGCCUUCAUGGAGCAGCACAAGCUGGAGGUGAGGAAGGAGAGGGAGAAGCAUGCUGCCUGUAUAGCAGGCCUCACUGCAGAGAUGGACAGCCUGAAGGAACUGCUCCACACCUACGAGACCUCCAACCAGAGGAAGGACGAGGUGAUAGUGAACCUGAGCCAGGCUGUGGACAGACAGAGGGAGAGGCUGGAGCUGAUGAGGACCUUCACCCACUGGAGACUGCAGCACAGCGAAGCCAGGGAGCAGGCCCACAGUGCCCGGCUGGCAGAGCAGCACUACCGUCUGCAGCUGAAGAGGAAGGUGUGGGCAGGCUGGCACAACCUGAUCCAGGGGAGCUGGAAGGAGAAGGUGGAGAAGGCGUGCCGCGCCCGGGCAGAGGAGGUCUGUGUGCGCCUGUCAGCUGACUAUGAGGACAAGAUGGCAGAGCACGUGGCAGCGCUGGAUGCUGCCCAGGCUGAGAUCCAGAGGCUGCACUCCGAAAGGGAGCGUUAUGAGGAGUCCAUGAAGAAGGCCUUUAUGAGGGGCGUGUGUGCCCUCAACAUGGAGGCUCUCAGCAUGUUCCACACUGGAGAGGGACGAGCGGAGCACGACCUGCACGAUGCUCCGCCCCCUCGGGAUGAUCCUGGCACCGGCUCAUUGGCCCAUCUCCAGCAAAGGCCUGCCUCCUCCACUCGGUUCAGCCCGGUCCACUUUGACCCCCCUGUACCACCGUCCCAGAGUGACGCAGAGGAGACAGUGGGUUCCAAUAUCCCAGCCUCCAGAGUUGAGUUGUUCCCCUCAACCACGGUGGUCCACAGCACCCUACCACCAGGGGGCACUGCAAGCUCCCACAGACAGGUCAGUACACGGGUGAUCACAUCGGGUCAACAGAAAGCCUCCAAAACCGUGACCGCUCGCAUCACGGCACGCGCCGACCUCCGCGCUCCUAGCUCCGUCCGUGCUUCCAGCAACCUCCAGGUCAUGGGUGUGGCUCCUCCCAUGAGCUCUGUCAUCGUGGAGCGCCAUCACCCCGUCACACAGCUCACGGUGGGUCAGGCCACCGCAGCUAAGUUCCCCCGCUCCUCCUCUCAGCAGGGCCAGGGCCCCUACAGCAGCAAGAGUUCCUCCAGAACACACUCAGCCUACCACGUACACUCUAUCAAAGUGGUUGAGUAAACACACACACACACACACAACAAUAUCACCUAUGGUUCACAUAGGAAAAUUCCACUACCUUAUAUGCAAAUACAAGUAGUCUUCCCGUACAUGACUUGGUCAAGGUGAUACAGGUGCAGAAUUGAAUAUUCCCAAAUAUUCUACACAUACGUAACCACACACACGUUCACUACUAUGAGAGAACUAUGAAGGACCUGAACCAUUUCUGUGAGAACUAAGUUUAGGAUUACAGAAAAUAACUUUUCAAAUGCAAUCAAUAAACCUGAUAACACUCUGGAAUGGAAGGUAGAAUGGUGACUGCUGGAACCACCUUGUCUUUUCAGAGCAUUUGGAUAAUGACUUUUUCACUAGUUUUACUUCUUAUUGUGAAUGACUGAACUGUUUUUGUAUUUUCUUCAGUUUUUUUAUUUGUUGUUUUUAAAUGAUGGAAAGUCAGUCUCUUGACUGUUGUGUGAAAACGCAUAUUUGGAAUAAUAUUGCGUUGAUGAUGUGUUGAGAACACUUGUGGUCAAGUUUUCAGGACUGUAUCAAGGCCAUAUGUUCAUGUUUUGGUCAAAAUCUGCACUAUAAACUUUUACAGUAAAUUGCUUGAACAUGAAUAAAACAUGAAUUGCAAAUAUUCUUAGAAUAAUAAACCAUUCACUAAUUAAUGUACAGUUGAAGUCGGAAG